Messenger RNA from Rhizopus microsporus ATCC 52813, 498 nucleotides. RefSeq names its product NAC-domain-containing protein. NCBI's taxonomy places the organism in Eukaryota, Fungi, Mucoromycota, Mucoromycetes, Mucorales, Rhizopodaceae. Gene Ontology annotation, cellular component: cytosol; nascent polypeptide-associated complex. The record is from RefSeq and is a predicted model, not a curated record. Bases 1 to 498 code for a protein of 165 amino acids. The transcript has 3 exons.
AUGAACGCUGAUAAACUCGCCAAGCUUCAAAACCAAGUCCGUAUUGGUGGCAAGGGUACUCCCCGUCGUAAGGUCAAGAAGACCAGCGGUAAGACCUCUUCCGGUGAUGACCGUAAGCUCUCUGCUGCCCUUCAAAGCUUGAAGGUUCAACCCAUUGCUGGUGUUGAAGAAGUCAACAUGUUCAAGGAUGAUGGCAAGGUUAUCCACUUCAAUAACCCUCGUGUCCAAGCUGCUCCUAACGCCAACACCUUCGCCAUCCACGGCCGCUCUGUUGAAAAGGAAAUGGCUGAACUUCUUCCUUCCAUCUUGAGACAAUUGGGCCCUGACUCCAUGGCUGCCCUUAAGCAACUCGCCGAAUCUUUCAAGCAAGCCCAAGGUGGUGAAGCCGCUGGUGCUGAUGAUGAUGAAAUCCCCGAUUUGGUUGAAAGCUUCGACAAGGUUGAUGUUGAAGAAAAGAAGGAAGAGAACGAAGAAAAGAAGGAAGAAGCCUCUGCUUAA